Messenger RNA from Petromyzon marinus (sea lamprey), 3274 nucleotides. Its product is annotated as E3 ubiquitin/ISG15 ligase TRIM25-like. Gene Ontology annotation, molecular function: protein binding; zinc ion binding. NCBI's taxonomy places the organism in Eukaryota, Metazoa, Chordata, Hyperoartia, Petromyzontiformes, Petromyzontidae. The record is from RefSeq and is a predicted model, not a curated record.
CCUCGACCACUCCGACCAUCUUCUCUCUCACCUCGACCACUCCGACCAUCUUCUCUCUCUCAUCUCGACCACUCCGACCAUCUUCUCUCUCACCUCGACCACUCCGACCAUCUUCUCUCUCACCUCGGCCACUCCGACCAUCUUCUCUCUCUCACCUCGACCACUCCGGCAUCGUCUCUCUCUCACCUCGACCACUCCGGCAUCGUCUCGCCGAGACACCUCGGGCCAGGUGAGGACCCCAGCACGCGAGGACCCAGGGCAACAAGUCGCCCUGGUGACUGUGACUCGCCUCAAGCCUGUCACCCGCUACAAGUCGCCCUGGUGACUCGCCUCAAGCCUGUCACCCGCAACAAGUCGCCCUGGUGACUGUGACUCGCCUCAACCCUGUCACCCGCAACAAGUCGCUCUGGUGACUCGCCUCAAGCCUGUCACCCGCAACAAGUCGCCCUGGUGACUGUGACUCGCCUCAAGCCUGUCACCCGCAACAAGUCGCCCUGGUGACUGUGACUCGCCUCAACCCUGUCACCCGCAACAAGUCGCUCUGGUGACUCGCCUCAAGCCUGUCACCCGCAACAAGUCGCCCUGGUGACUGUGACUCGCCUCAACCCUGUCACCCGCAACAAGUCGCUCUGGUGACUCGCCUCAAGCCUGUCACCCGCAACAAGUCGCCCUGGUGACUGUGACUCGCCUCAAGCCUGUCACCCGCAACAAGUCGCCCUGGUGACUGUGACUCGCCUCAAGCCUGUCACCCGCAACAAGUCGUCCUGGUGACUGUGACUCGCCUCAAGCGUGUCACCCGCAACAAGUCGCCCUGGUGACUCGCCUCAAGCCUGUCACCCGCAACAAGUCGCCCUGGUGACUGUGACUCGCCUCAACCCUGUCACCCGCAACAAGUCGUCCUGGUGACUGUGACUCGCCUCAACUCUGUCGCCUGAACCCGCAACAAGUCGCCCUGAUAUUGAGCUCGCCACGACACCGCCCGCCAUGGCCUCGAGGUUGAAGCAGCUGGGCGAGGAGUUGACGUGCGUCGUGUGCAUGGAGGAGUUCGCGGAACCCGUCACGCUCGGCUGCGGCCACAACUUCUGCCAGGGCUGCAUCGAGCGCUGCUGGGAGGCCGAGGAGGGCGCCGGCGCGCCGCCGUCGUGCCCGCAGUGCCGCCGACGUUUCGCGGCGCGUCCCUUGCUGCAGAAGAACACCGUGCUCGCCAACGUGGUGAAGCAGCUGUCGCUGCGGGAUUGCCUCGAUGACGAACCCCUGCCAAUGUUGCACCACAACCAGCAGCAGCAGAAACCGCAGCAGCAGCAGCAAUGCGCCCUGUGCCUUCCGCAAAUGCGCGCGGCCGUGAAGUCGUGCUUCACCUGCGACCUCUCCUUCUGCGCCGAGCACUCGCUGCCCCACUCGACGGCCGCCUACGGCCACCACAAGGUGGUGGAGCCCGCCGUGAACGUGGCGGCGAGGAAGUGCUCCGAGCACGGCGAGAGGCUGCGCUACGUGUGCCGCGAGGACGGCGCCCUCGUCUGCGUCGACUGCACCACGGUGGGCGCGCACAGGAACCACGCGGCGGUGAGGGUGGAGCGGGAGGACCCCGUGCUCAAGAAAGCUCUUAUGGACAAGCUGAACGCUUUGCAGCGUAAAAUGAAAGCAGUAAGGGACAACAAGCUGGAAUUUUCGGCCAGAGACCGUGACAUGAAGACUGCUUUCACGGCCCACGCGAGCAAGGUGGAAGGGAGGCAGAAGGACAUGAAGGCUUUCCUCGAGGGAGAGGUGAAUGCUGCAAAGCAGGCGCUGAGCGGCGAGCAAGCCAAGGCGCUGCAGAAGACCAAGCAGGACGCCGACCGCUUGGACGCACGCCUCGCCGAGAUCCAGGCGCUGGAGGCUGCCGCGCGCCAGCUGCUGCAGACGACGGACAGCUUGUCGUUCGUGCAGGAAUAUCCAAUACAUUCUGAAAGGAUUGACGCGGCGCUGGCGCAGAUCCCAGACAAGGUGGAGCCUCCUGCCCUGGACGAGCACGGCAUCACGGAGCACUUGGCGUGGCUGGACAGCGUUUUCACGCAGAUAGACAAGAUGCAAAAGACGAGAAAUCUCUACCCAUGGAGGAUGUUCAACAAGCGCAAUCUGGUGAUGGACAUCAGCACGGCGCAUCCCAACCUGCUGAUUUCCAAAGACUGCCACAUGGCAACGUACUCGGAGGAAGCGCAGGACUACCCGGACAACGCCCAGCGGUUCGAGUGCGUCCUCCAGGUGCUCUGCACGGAGAGCUUCUCGUCGGGCCAGCACUACUGGGAGGUGUACGUGAAGUGUGGCACUCAGUGGGAGGUGGGCGUCGCCUACGGCUCCAUCGGCAGGAAGCGGCACAACGAGAGGAACGUGCUGGGUAACAAUUCCGUGUCCUGGUGCUUCUCGCUGGCCAACGGCGAGUUUUCCGGCUGGCACAACGGCAACAAAGCGGUCGUGGACGUUCGCCAGCCGCUCGAGGUUCUGGGUGUGCACCUCGACUACGAGGCCGGCACGGUCACGUUUUAUAAUGCGCAGUCGAUGGCGCUGCUCCACUCGUUCACGGGCAGCUUCGCGCAGCCCCUGUACCCCGCCUUCGGCGUCUACCCUGCCUCGUCGCUUGCCCUCUGUGAUUUUGGGCUCCUCUUCUAAAAGUCACGAGGAUGAUAAAAACAUUUUUUGUAACGGUCGCUCUCAACAGCUGCACGGCGGGGCAGACCUCGCUUAGCGCUCUGCACCCGCUUUCCUGGAGGAGGGAGCACUCGUCGACUCGGUGCUAAAAGCAGGGGGCCCUCGAACCGUUAUGCGUACGGGGGGGGGGGGAACGCGUUCCCGACACACCGGUGUUAUUUCUUUCGUAUGAGCAAUAUAUAUAUACACGAGGGGCUUCAUUGGUCUAUCGGUAACAUCUCUAAUAAUAAUGUAGACGAUAAAUGUUAUUUCGUGAAAAUAAUAUUAAAACAUCAUCCAUGAAGUAUUAUAUACUGUACUCAAGACUGCAUUCCAGUAUACUACUACAUGGCGGUGGUGGGGGAAGUCAAAGCGCUCCCAAUCUGGGUCAUUCUCAGAGAAGUGCUCCAGGAGACCUCCGCGGUCUUAGCGAUCCCCUCGGUCUAAAUUAGGGGUCACCAAACUACGGCCCGCAGGCCGGAUCCGGCCCGCAAUGUCAGUCCAUCAGGCCCGCCGACGGUACUUGAAUUUGGUUGAUAAAACGUAUGGAACACGAGAUGUUGUGAUACAAUUUAAAUUUAAAUAUGUUUAGAAUACUAGGAGAUGUUCA